Molecule: messenger RNA, 3257 nt
Organism: Osmerus eperlanus (European smelt)
Lineage: Eukaryota; Metazoa; Chordata; Actinopteri; Osmeriformes; Osmeridae
Product: phosphatidylinositol 4-phosphate 5-kinase-like protein 1
Exons: 10
Coding region: 1372-2874 (500 amino acids)
Biological process (GO): phosphatidylinositol phosphate biosynthetic process
Cellular component (GO): plasma membrane
Molecular function (GO): 1-phosphatidylinositol-4-phosphate 5-kinase activity
Source: RefSeq, a predicted model, not a curated record
CUGAUUUCCGCUUAUUGUAAAACACCACUUUUAUUACCGAGUUUAUGAUUUAAGCAUAGUUGUUAAAUAUAAGCCCUGUGAUUUCUUUUCUUCAGAUAUAAAGUACCGCCAGCCACAAACAACAGAGCAAUCUCAAAGCCAGAUGGAGAACACCGGUGUUCGACGCUCUGUGACGACAGGGGAGGGGCGUCAGUGGCGGGGUCUGAGGCAGAGGUGGGGCAUGCUGGGAUUGUUUGAGAUCAAACAGGAUCAUGAGUUUUACGACCUCCCUCAGUCUCUUGUUUGAACAGUUCAUGAUUGUACUUGCCAGAGAAGAUAAAUUGUUCCAGCGCACUCACACAACAUAUGUAUUCUCUCAAAUAUUGCACACUCUGCCUUUAUUUAUAUAUUUACUUGUGGUAACUAAGGUGUGUUUGUGCCAGAUGGAGAACACCGGUGUUCGACGCUCUGUGACGACAGGGGAGGGGCGUCAGUGGCGGGGUCUGAGGCAGAGGUGGGGCAUGCUGGGAUUGUUUGAGAUCAAACAGGAUCAUGAGUUUUACGACCUCCCUCAGUCUCUUGUUUGAACAGUUCAUGAUUGUACUUGCCAGAGAAGAUAAAUUGUUCCAGCGCACUCACACAACAUAUGUAUUCUCUCAAAUAUUGCACACUCUGCCUUUAUUUAUAUAUUUACUUGUGGUAACUAAGGUGUGUUUGUGCCAGAUGGAGAACACCGGUGUUCGACGCUCUGUGACGACAGGGGAGGGGCGUCAGUGGCGGGGUCUGAGGCAGAGGUGGGGCAUGCUGGGAUUGUUUGAGAUCAAACAGGAUCAUGAGUUUUACGACCUCCCUCAGUCUCUUGUUUGAACAGUUCAUGAUUGUACUUGCCAGAGAAGAUAAAUUGUUCCAGCGCACUCACACAACAUAUGUAUUCUCUCAAAUAUUGCACACUCUGCCUUUAUUUAUAUAUUUACUUGUGGUAACUAAGGUGUGUUUGUGCCAGAUGGAGAACACCGGUGUUCGACGCUCUGUGACGACAGGGGAGGGGCGUCAGUGGCGGGGUCUGAGGCAGAGGUGGGGCAUGCUGGGAUUGUUUGAGAUCAAACAGGAUCAUGAGUUUUACGACCUCCCUCAGUCUCUUGUUUGAACAGUUCAUGAUUGUACUUGCCAGAGAAGAUAAAUUGUUCCAGCGCACUCACACAACAUAUGUAUUCUCUCAAAUAUUGCACACUCUGCCUUUAUUUAUAUAUUUACUUGUGGUAACUAAGGUGUGUUUGUGCCAGAUGGAGAACACCGGUGUUCGACGCUCUGUGACGACAGGGGAGGGGCGUCAGUGGCGGGGUCUGAGGCAGAGGUGGGGCAUGCUGGGAUUGUUUGAGAUCAAACAGGAUCAUGAGUUUUACGACCUCCCUCAGUCUCUUGUUUGAACAGUUCAUGAUUGUACUUGCCAGAGAAGAUAAAUUGUUCCAGCGCACUCACACAACAUAUGUAUUCUCUCAAAUAUUGCACACUCUGCCUUUAUUUAUAUAUUUACUUGUGGUAACUAAGGUGUGUUUGUGCCAGAUGGAGAACACCGGUGUUCGACGCUCUGUGACGACAGGGGAGGGGCGUCAGUGGCGGGGUCUGAGGCAGAGGUGGGGCAUGCUGGGAUUGUUUGAGAUCAAACAGGAUCAUGAGUUUUACGACCUCACCUCUGUGAUGAAAGAAGGCCUGCAUGCUGCUGUACAGUCCAGUGUGGAUAAUCCACCACCUGAGGAACCUUUGAUGGAACAUUUCAAAUCAGAGGAGACUCAAAUCCACAAGGACUUUGAGAUGCAGACGUUCGCUGGGCCCGUGUUUGCCAGACUGCGUUGUUCCCUGGGGAUGACUGAGGAGGAGUAUCAGGCAUCCCUCUCAUCUGACGGCUGCUACCUACAGUUCAUCAGUAACUCCAAAAGCAAGGCGAACUUCUUUCUCACGAAUGAUAAGAGGUUCUUCUUGAAGACACAAAAUCAUCGAGAAGUGAUGUUUCUCCUGUCCAACCUGAAGGCAUACAUGGACCAUUUGGAGAAAUACCCUCAUUCACUGAUGGUUAGGUUCCUUGGAGUCCACAGCCUCCUUAUUCCAAAUCAAACAAAGAAGUACUUCAUUGUGAUGCAGAGUGUGUUCUACCCUGAUGAGAGGAUUCACACAAGAUAUGACAUCAAGGGUUGUGAGGUAGGCCGGUGGACCAACCAAAACUCUGGUGACAGCCAUGUGAUUACAGUCUUGAAGGACAACAACUUUGAUGGAAAGCACAUCACUUUGGAUGAGCAGAGAUCCUGGCUCAUGGAACAGGUGGAGCUAGACACCAACUUCCUUCGAAGGCUAAAUGUACUUGACUACAGUCUCCUUCUGGCCCAGCAACCUUUACACCAAGACAAGCUCGACGGAAAGCACUCCUUCCCCAACAUCAUAACAUGCGUUGUAAAAUCCAUGGACCAAGAGGACAGUCCUACUGAGACAGAUCCCCCCACUGUUCCAUUACCGGAGGAGCAAUCAGGCCAAAAGAUAGCAGGAACUGUAGAUGGUGCUUCAGAACAUGAAGAAACUACAGAGCAGCAUUGCAUAAAUGGAGUCCCUCUUGAGGAGAUAAACCUUCACUCAGCAACGUCCAGUCCAGAGUCCGAGCUUCAGGAAUUCCAUACCCGUCACCGCAGGUUGCUACCAGACUUCAAAAACUCAGUGCAUGUCAUCGAUGGGCCAGAGAUUCGCUACUUUGUUGGUAUUGUGGACAUUUUCACUGAGUAUAGUUGGAAGAAAAAGAUGGAGAACAUAUGGAAGAGGAUCCGCCACCCUGGCAGGGCUUUCUCAACAGUCAGCCCCAGUGCCUACUGCCAGAGAUUCUGUCAGUGGGUGCAAAACCACACCAGAUGACAGAAGGGCAAAGUAGACCAUAGAGACAAGUCAAAGACAGACAAAAGCAGCACAAUACAGAAAAAGAUUUCUAGGAAAGAACAACUUUGUUAAGACUGCAAAGAUAUUUAAAGGACAAGAGUGGUAUUUAGCAGUUUUGAAUGCUAGUAUGCGUUAUAAACGGGCUUUAUUUAUAGGCCACUGUAUAUUUACCAGAAUAAUCCAGUUUAAGUCAAAUGUACUCAAAUUUGUAGUAGGCCCAAUACAUUUGUAAAGACUGCUAAAUGUUUUUCAUAUGAACAGUAGAUGGCGCAUUAGCCCUGAAAAUAAAUGAUGUUGGCUUCGUAAUUCAAAAAUAUUUCGACGUUCUUCAGUUGUUUUAGUAAAAGUAAUAAUAUGCUUCA